AUGGCCUUUACAACAACCGUCAUUGGUAAACCCGAAACACCUUCGGACCGAAAAAUAACAUCAUCAACAAGAUCAUCAUCAUGGAUCGCAUUGCUCAAAUAUUUGUUCUCGAUCAUACAGAAAGGCACAGAGAAAUCAGCACAGUUUUUGUGGGUAGUUUUGAAGGCCAUGAUUACAUCUAUGGCACCAUCACUGAACAUUGAGAUUACUACCACUCCGAGCAUUGAGCAAUUUCCAAGAAGUUUGGGAUUAAACACAAAAAUGUUUCUUACUUUGGAUUAUUCAGUUCCGUUGGUUGUGAAUAUCAAAUCACCAACUCAUCCACAAAAUGCACAUAAUAAUAAUAUCAGAAGAAUUGUUUAUGAAAAACAACACUAA
Naegleria fowleri is the source of this 378-nucleotide messenger RNA. RefSeq lists its product as uncharacterized. Bases 1 to 378 code for a protein of 125 amino acids. Lineage: Eukaryota; Heterolobosea; Eutetramitea; Acrasida; Naegleriidae. The transcript has a single exon. The record is from RefSeq and is a predicted model, not a curated record.